Messenger RNA from Xiphophorus hellerii (green swordtail), 2141 nucleotides. RefSeq names its product forkhead box protein N2-like. The coding region runs from base 956 to 2056 and encodes 366 amino acids. Gene Ontology annotation, molecular function: DNA-binding transcription factor activity; cis-regulatory region sequence-specific DNA binding. Lineage: Eukaryota; Metazoa; Chordata; Actinopteri; Cyprinodontiformes; Poeciliidae. The record is from RefSeq and is a predicted model, not a curated record. The transcript is spliced from 5 exons. Gene Ontology annotation, biological process: regulation of DNA-templated transcription. Gene Ontology annotation, cellular component: nucleus.
AAAACUAAAGGGAAAGGAAUAAAUUGUUUCGGAUUAGCGACAAAACAUCUUAAAAAACAAGACUGAGUCCAGUUUUCCUUCUGCUUUGAGUUCAGAUUGCAGUAAAUAUUUGUUUGUUUAAAAAUGUAUAUGUUUUAUCAACUUUAUCCCUUUUGAAAUAAAGAAAAAAAUAAUUUUAUCUGUAUUUUUCUGACAAACUCGACAUUUUUAGCUGGACAAUUGUACUUCAUCCAGCCUCUGUAUUUCUUGGAUUUGCUGCAGGAACAGCAUGUUUGAUUCUCUCUUAUAAUUUUUUUGUUGUAUCAAGAUAUGGGAAUAAGGAUCCAAUUUAGUACCACAUAUGAAAGUGUUGAAAAUAAAUGAAUUAAUCAAUUUAGACCACCAUGAAAGUCACAUUCGUCCUCUGCGGCUUUGUCACUUUUGCUGUAAACCUGAUUGCUACAUCUACAACACCUUUUUUAUUUUUAUUUAUUUUUUUCUAGAAAAUCAAAUGUAAUAAUAUAAGUUACAUUUAAUUUCUCUCCGGGAUUAAUAAGGUAUUUUUUGAAUUAAAGGAUUACUUUUACUUUUAGAUUUAAUGAAAACAAAUCCCUUCCAUUUAAAUCCGGCAUUUUGCAGAAAAGAAAAGAAAACAUUUCUUUUCUUGUUGGGGUUGUAUUAUGACUCUUCCUACGGUUUGUAGCCAUAUUUAAAGUUUUUUACACGUAUUUUAUUUUUUUCACUGCGGCAGCGUGAUUAUGCUCGGGGUUGCGCACGGGAGCGCGCAGAGCGUUCUCUGCGGUUUCCAUGGUUACGGCAGAUAUCAACAGGGCACGGAGGAAGAGGUGUCCGGCUGCGACUCUUCACGUUUUGACCCGUCCGGGUUCCGCCUUAAAUAUUCCUCCCGAACCCUGGACUUCGGAUGAGAGUCGAGCUCCGGUUGACUGAUCUUUGUUGGUAUCUGCCAAGCAGCUGAAUGAGUCUGGAUCUGACAGAAAUGAAGAACGGCUCUCACACGCUGCCACCUUUCUCCUCGUCUCUCGCUGCUCUCGGAGACUCUCUGACCUUGACCUCCUCACCCCCGUCUCUCCCUCUGUCACCCGUCUCGUUCCCUCCCUCCCCCAUCUCUCUGUCUCCGGCUGCAGCAGAGUCCGCUCGUUCGUCCUCUCCUGUUUCAGACCUUGCCGCCUCUCAGUGCCUGGGACAGAGGGACACGUCCGACCAGGAUGACCUGACCUGUCUGAGCUGGCUGCACCAGAGGGGCGACCUGCUGCCCCUGCAGCCUCUGACCAAAGUGACCACGUUACCCGGGCAACACCCCGGGCAGCUUCCUCCUCCUGUGGCAGCCUCCUCCAAGCCGCCGUACUCCUUCAGCAGUCUCAUCUUCAUGGCGAUAGAAGAUUCUCCUCAGAAGAGGCUCCCGGUGAAGGACAUCUAUGGGUGGAUCGUGAGCAACUUUCCGUACUACAGGACGGCCACCGGCGGCUGGAGGAACUCGGUGAGACACAACCUGUCGCUGAGCAAGAGCUUCCGUCGCAUUCAGAGGGACAAGAGCCAGUCGGUGGGGAAGGGGUCGCUGUGGUGUGUGUGUCCAGAGUAUCGGCCGGCACUGCUGGAGGGUCUGAGGAAGACCCACAGCUAUCACGGCACCAGCAGCUGUCUGAUCAACAAGCCUGCACUGUUAGAUGGAACCAGCUACGAGGUUCCUUCAGUGUGCGACACGGUGGAGAUCUCAGACUCUCUUUCUCACGCCCUGCUCCUUUCUAGUUCCUCUCCCCAAAUGCACACGCCUUUCUCCGAAGACCUGCCGUGCCCUUUGACCCCGGAUCACGAGGAGCUGGUCACCAUGGAGCCGCACGAAUACCAGCCGCACGAAGUCAGCGAAGACACCGAAAAGGACCCGCUGUCCGACAGCGGCUACAUCGAGCUGCAUUACUACGAGUCCGACCAGUGCCAGUACCUGGUGCUGCCCAGCGAAUCCGAACUGGACCUGGAGACUGUGGAGAUCCUGCAGCUGGACGUGGAGGCCCAGGAAGCUGCCGGGUCCCUGUUGGACCUUGCAGGUGGCGUAUAUUAGCUCAAUUAACCCAGAUGUUUCAGUCAUUAACACGUGUUUCCCCUUUAGACUUUAUUGUAUUAUGAGAUGUUAGAAUGGAAAGAAA